Neolamprologus brichardi is the source of this 923-nucleotide messenger RNA. Lineage: Eukaryota; Metazoa; Chordata; Actinopteri; Cichliformes; Cichlidae. The record is from RefSeq and is a predicted model, not a curated record.
GGGACAAAUGAAGUUCAUAGUCCACAGCUGGUGAUGGCGGAUGUUGAAAAAGAGAGCAUGAAGAAUUACCGCAUAGCUUCGGAGAAAAUUAACCCGGAGGCCAGUCGCUAUCCUUACUGUAUAGUGUGGACACCUAUCCCCGUGUUAUCAUGGCUGUUUCCCUUCAUUGGUCACAUGGGUAUCUGCACUUCCACUGGAGUCAUCCGGGACUUUGCUGGGCCUUACUUUGUUUCAUUUGUUUUCCUCCUUAAAUCCAGAUACUGGAUGCUUGAUGUAAGCAAGGUUUACACCAGCGGCUCCAAUGCCUGGGACACAGCCGUGCAUGACGCUUCAGAGGAGUAUAAACACAGGAUGCACAACCUAUGCUGUGAUAACUGCCACUCGCAUGUCGCAAUGGCUCUGAAUCUGAUGCGAUAUGAAAACAGCACCUCGUGGAACAUGAUCAACCUCUGCCUCCUCGCUCUCAUCCACGGAAAGCAUGUGAGCUGUGCAGGCUUUCUGAAGACCUGGCUGCCUUUUCUGAUGCUCAUGGGCAUCGUCCUUACAGUGGCCCUGGCCCUCAACCUCCGGUGACCUGGGAGCAAGUCUAGGGACAUGGUGGAAACCCCCUCGUGGGUCAGAUGUGGCGCUGACCUUUUGAACAACACAGGAGAGGGGAAACCAGUAACAAAGACUCCUCACCUCUGAGAGAAGAUUGAUGGAGAGGAUUGUCCAGGACAUGCCUGAUUGCUGGCUCGAGCAUGAUCACUGGCUUUACUGCCGUGUGGAUGCUAGAAUGUCCCAGUGAUGGAAGUCCAUUUAUAAUCGCCUGCAAUGACUAGGACUACACAAAAGCAUUUAUUGGAUUCUGAAUAUUAAAAGUGUGACUGGCGGUUUUAAGCCAUUGCCGCCUGCAAAGUGUAACAGUAAACAGUUGAAAAGAA